Messenger RNA from Prunus mume (Japanese apricot), 3215 nucleotides. RefSeq names its product phospholipase D beta 1-like. Gene Ontology annotation, biological process: phospholipid catabolic process. Gene Ontology annotation, cellular component: plasma membrane. The record is from RefSeq and is a predicted model, not a curated record. Lineage: Eukaryota; Viridiplantae; Streptophyta; Magnoliopsida; Rosales; Rosaceae. Gene Ontology annotation, molecular function: D-type glycerophospholipase activity.
CAUAUCCAUUCAACUACUACCAUAUAUAUAUAUAUAUUUUAUUGUUCUUUCUCUUCCUUAUUGCACUUUCAAGCCUACCUUCUUUUACUCAUUCAGAGCAGCCCAUCAUAUUAUUUCUGCCUACCCUUAAACCCCAAAUUUCAGUUCUGGCCUAUUUCUUCCACCAGAUGAAUAUAGCCCAUUUGGCUAGUUUUCCUUCCCACUACCUUGAAUAAAGCCAACCCAGAUUCAUUUAAGUGCCAAUUCUUUCUUUGGUGUGGAGCAACAAGAAAUUUGGGGGUCUUUGUGAAUUAGGUAGUUACCCUUUUAUGAUUUUGAAACCUGUUAUUGGCUUUUGGGUAGCAAUUUAGUUGGUGGAGUUUGUUUGAUAUUGUUCUGUCAGUGGUUCUGUGUCAUUUCAUCUAGUUCUAAUUUUUUUUGUUUUGGAGGUGACAACUGAGAAGUAUUCUUGUAUGGCUUAUCCUGUUUAUACUGAAUCGUUAUCAUUUGGAGGCUCAGAACAUGGGCAGGGUCAACAAGUUCUGCCAUUUCAGGCGGCCAGCGGCUCUCUGAAGGUGUCUCUUUUACAUGGUAACUUAGCUAUUUGGGUCAUGAAGGCCAAAAACCUUCCUAACAUGGAUAUGCUUCACAAGACUCUCGGAGACGUGUUUUUAAGAUUGCCUAGCAGACUUAGCAGCAAAAGUGAAGGGAAAACAUCUGAUAAAAUAACCAGUGAUCCAUAUGUGACAAUAUCAGUAGCAGGUGCUGUAGUUGGGAGGACUUUUGUGAUCAGUAAUAGCGAAAACCCAGUUUGGGAGCAGCAUUUUGAUGUUCCUGUUGCGCAUUAUGCUUCAGAAGUGCAUUUUGUUGUGAAAGACAGUGAUGUUGUGGGCUCCCAGACCAUAGGUGCUGUAGGAAUCCCAGUCGAACGAUUAGUUUCUGGCAUGAAAGUUGAGGGAACCUUUCCAAUCCUUAAUUCCAGCGGGAAAAUAUGUAAGCCUGGAGCUACUUUGACUCUAUCAAUACAAUAUACCCCAAUUGAAAAUUUGACCUUCUAUAAUCAGGGAGUAGGCUCAGAUCCUGAUCAUCAAGGGGUCCCUGGUACUUACUUUCCUCUUAGGAGAGGUGGUAGAGUUACUCUCUAUCAAGAUGCCCAUGUUCAUGAUGGUUGCUUUCCCAAUCUGGAGCUUGAUGGCAGGGUUCAGUAUGAGCAGGGGAAUUGUUGGCAAGACAUAUUUGAUGCAAUAAGUCAGGCCCGCCGUUUGAUAUACAUUACUGGGUGGUCAGUGUACCACAAGGUUAGAUUGGUCCGGGAUAAAGAUGAGACAACAGAUUACAUGUUAGGGGAUCUUCUUAAGACCAAAUCACAGGAAGGUGUGAGGGUGCUGCUUCUUGUGUGGGAUGAUCCAACUUCAAGGAGCAUUUUGGGAUAUAAAACAGAAGGGGUCAUGCAAACUUAUGAUGAGGAGACUCGGCGUUUCUUCAAGCACUCUUCAGUCCAAGUGCUACUUUGCCCUCGAUCUGCUGUAAAGGGUAGCUGGGUCAAAAAGCAGGAAGCUGGAACAAUCUAUACCCAUCAUCAGAAAACAGUGCUUGUGGAUGCUGAUGCUGGCCAUUCUAAAAGAAAGAUCAUUGCAUUUGUUGGAGGUCUUGAUUUAUGCAUGGGGCGCUAUGACACUCCAGAGCAUUCUAUCUUUAGGAGUAUGAAGACUCUGCACAAAGAUGACUGUCGUAACCCUACUUUCUCGGAGCGUGCUAUUGGUUGUCCAAGGCAGCCAUGGCAUGAUUUGCACAGUAAAAUUGAUGGUCCAGCAGCAUACGACAUCCUCACCAAUUUUGAGGAGCGUUGGUUGAAGGCUUCAAAACCACACGGUCUUCAGAAACUGAAAACAAUGCAUGAUGAUGCAUUACUCAGGAUUGAGAGAAUUCCUGAAAUUAUUGGGAUAGCGGAUGUUCCUUGCCUGAGUGGAGAUGAUCUAGAAGCUUGGGAUGUUCAGGUUUUCCGUUCAAUUGAUUCCAAUUCCGUGAAAGGAUUUCCGAAGGACUCAAAGUAUGCUGCAAGCAUGAACCUGGUCUGUGGGAAGCAUGUGCUGAUAGACAUGAGUAUACAUGCAGCAUAUGUCAAGGCAAUCCGUGCAGCUCAACAUUUUAUUUACAUAGAGAACCAGUACUUCCUUGGGUCAUCAUAUAAUUGGAACUUAUACAAUGAUUUAGGGGCAAACAAUUUAAUACCAAUGGAAAUUGCUCUUAAAAUCGUAAAUAAAAUCAAAGCAAAUGAGAGAUUUUGUGUAUACAUUGUUAUCCCCAUGUGGCCAGAAGGUGUCCCUACAAGCACUCCUAUUCAACGAAUUCUCUUUUGGCAGCAUAAAACAAUGCAAAUGAUGUAUGAAAUGAUUUACAAAGCUCUAAAAGAGGUUGGACUUGACAAUAAGUAUUGUCCACAAGACUACUUGAAUUUCUUUUGCCUAGGGAAUCGUGAGACCCCGAGUGGUGAAGACAACUCUGCUGCAAAGGCAAACAAAAAAGAAGCAAACACUCCUCAAGCACUCACUCAGAAGUACCGACGCUUUAUGAUCUACGUCCAUUCCAAAGGAAUGAUAGUGGACGAUGAGUAUGUCAUCUUGGGAUCUGCAAAUAUCAAUCAGCGAUCCAUGGAAGGUACCCGAGAUACUGAAAUAGCAAUGGGGGCAUAUCAGCCUCAGCAUACCUGGGCUAGCAAACGCUCAAGUCCACAUGGACAGAUAUAUGGAUAUAGAAUGUCACUGUGGGCAGAGCACAUAGGAUCUCUUGAAGAAUGUUUCAAGCAACCAGAGAGCAUUGAAUGCAUGAGACGGGUACGGUCUUUGAGUGAGCAGAACUGGAGGCAAUAUGUAGCCGAUGAGACUACAGAAAUGAAGGGUCACCUCCUGAAAUAUCCAGUUGAAGUUGAUCAAACAGGCAAGGUGAAGGCGCUUCCUGGCUGUGAAACAUUUCCAGAUGUUGGUGGCAACAUACUGGGGGCAUUUACAGCCAUCCAAGAAAAUCUCACCAUCUGAUCCAAUUCAUCAACACCUACAUAUUCACAAUGGCUUUCAGUACAGUAUGGUUCUGCCUCAAUUCCUGGUCAUACGGCUUGAUCCAAUUUUACACAAUUUUUUUUUUCUUACACACCAAAAGGCAGGAUUUGAACCUACAAGAGCUGUGAAUAAAUUUUGUUUGUUUUGUUCAAUGCUGCACGAAGGCGCAUAUGCUCAAAA